This is a messenger RNA of Struthio camelus australis, 2262 nucleotides long. The record is from RefSeq and is a predicted model, not a curated record. NCBI's taxonomy places the organism in Eukaryota, Metazoa, Chordata, Aves, Struthioniformes, Struthionidae.
AUGAGCUCAUUGCCCAAUUGCUACCCUGAACUUUCCCCAGGCCAAGCGGGCUGGGAAAAGAGCAGCGUAGCCGGGGGCUGGAGGGAUGGACAGCGCAGCGGGGCGCAGACCCUCCCUCUGCGGGGAGACCUCCGCAGCCCCCGAGCCCGGCAGUCAUGCCUUGGGGUGACUUGUGGCCUGUGCAUCCCGCUGCAGGUGCUGCCCACCGCCAACCAGUCAGUGCAGACGUGCUGCCUGCUGUGCCACCAGGAGCGCAAGGAUUGGGGAGGCCCGUCCCACAAUGGCGUGGAAGAAGAAGAGCGGCGAGCAGUGCAGGAGCAGGCCCUGGCGGUCUCGUUAUCCCACACGUCCUGCAAGUCGCAGUCUUGUGGGGGUGGCUCCCACUCCUCCUCCUCUUCCUCCUCCUCCUCUUCCUCCUCCUGCCACGGGAACUCAGGGGACUGGGACCCCAGCUCUUUCUUGUCCGCUCACAAGCUCUCGGGCCUCUGGAACUCGCAGCACAGCAAUGGGGCCACACAGGGCAGCCCCCUCGGGGCCCCCCCGGCUGCUCUAGGCGACAAGCAUCCUGGCCUCGCUCUCUCUCCAGAGUGCGUCAGCCAGGCUCCUGCCACGGCGCCUGGGCUCAAGGCCUGUCCAUACAGCCAUGCGGCCUCCCCCACGUCCAGCGGCGCUGCCCCGGGCUCGCCUCUGCCUACCUCACUUGACUUCUGCAAGACGCUGCCGAAGCAGUUCAAAAGCAUGUGCCGGAGGGCCACCCCGCCAGGUGAGGCCUUCCACUCCUCAGAGCAUCAUCAGCACUCGGACCUCACUGCUCCUCCCAACAGUCCCACUGGCCUCCCCUCGCCGCCGCCAGCGCUGAUCCCCUCCAAGCAGGCGGCAGCCCUAAAGCCAGCGUCAGAGUCUCCUCCUGCUGGCACUGUCUCACACAGCCCGGGAUCAUGUAAGAGCCCUCACCUGCCCCCUGCCAAUGUGCCACUGCUGAAGAUGCCACCUCCGCUUUCGGGUUGCACUCAUCCCUGCAACGGGCACUGCAGUACUUCACUCAUCCCUCCUCCUGCCUCCCACCAGCUGCCCAGCACAAACAGAGACCCCUCUUGCAAAGGGCACAAAUUCCCAAACGGUACCAGCUCCCCCCCGCCGCAGCCGUGUGAGGCAGAUGAGGGGCUCGGGGAGGACGAGGACAGCAGCUCAGAGCGCAGUUCCUGCACCUCCUCCUCCACCAACCAGAAAGACGGGAAGUUCUGUGACUGCUGCUACUGUGAGUUCUUCGGCCACAACGCGCCCCCAGCCGCUCCCACGAGCCGCAACUAUGCCGAGAUCCGGGAGAAGCUACGCUCGCGCCUCACCAAGAGGAAAGAGGAGUUGCCACAGAAACUAGGGCACAGCAGCAGCUCAGGAGAGCCUGCUGUGGACCAUCGCAACGUGGAUGAGCUGCUAGACUACAUCAACAGCACAGAGCCCAAGCCCCUGAACAGUGCCAAGGCGGCCAAGCGGGCACGGCACAAGCAGAAGAAGAAGGAGAAGGAGAAAGCCCAGCUGGAGGCAGAGGCCCAGAAGCGGGCUGAGCGCACCCCUGCAGCCAGCCAGGCCAGGGAGCCAGGCGAGGAGAAGCUGCUGGAGUGGCAGGGGCUGGAGCUGGAGCGGGUGAACAGCUUCCUGAGCAGCCGGCUGCAGGAGAUCAAGAACACCAUCAAGGACUCCAUCCGGGCUAGCUUCAGCGUCUAUGACCUCAACCUGGAUGUCAACGACUUUCCCAAGAAGGCAGCUGUCCUGGAGCAGAAGAACCUGCUCUCCCACCUCAAUGGCUCCUCUGACCUGCAGGACAUAGACCUGGCCCUUGCCCCGCUCAGCCUGGGCCCUGCCAAGAGCCACGCGCUGCUGCGGGGCGAGCUGGGCCCCCGAGUGGUGUCAGAGGAGGAGCAGCGGGACAGCGGGAGCGAGCAGCGGGGCGACGAGGAUGACAUCCCCCUGGGGCCCCAGUCUAACAUCAGCCUCUUGGAUCAGCACCAGCACCUCAAAGAGAAGGCGGAAGCUCGGAAGGAGUCAGCCAAGGAGAAGCAGCUGAAGGAGGAAGAGAAGAUCCUGGAGAGUGUGGCACAGGGACGAGACUUUGCUGUUGCUGCCCCCUGGACACACCAGGCCUGCAGCACCUCGUAUUUCUGUGCCCAGAAGGGCUCUCUGGGGUACUGCUGUUUGUCAGCCAUCUCUGAAUAUGGUCCCCCAAACCUUUGCCCCAAGUGCUGCUUUGCUGAAGUGCUUUGA